AAUCGGGAAAUUCCAAUCAAGUAGCAGUCGCGCCGUCAUUUAUCUGUCAUAAGAUACAGCCUUUUGGCUUAACAAAUUUUUGUGACAAAAUUUCAUGGUUGAAAGAAUUUGAGUUUCCCGAAGAAAUUCCAAGUAUGGAAUGAAUGGCAUGGUCCCCUUGAUGGAUAAAAAGAAAUUAAAUUUUUGUACCUGCGAUAAAGUGUUAGUUAUCUUAUGGCUUCUCGACUCAGUCCAAGAAAUUCUGAAGUAAAUGCUUUGGAACAACGUGGAUAUCUGAUCGGUAAAAAAAUCGGGCAAGGUUCGUACGCCACCGUACACUUGGCCGAGUACGUGGACGGCUCAGGUCCGAAACGGAUGCGACUCGCUUGCAAGAUCUUCGACAAAGAGAAGGCCCCCAAAGACUUCCUCGAGAAGUUCUUCCCCCGCGAACUGGAGAUCCUGACGAAAAUCGAAAACCCGCACAUCGUGCAGGUGCACAGCAUCUUACAGAGAGGCAGCAGAGUGUUCAUCUUCAUGAGGUAUGCCGACAACGGCGACCUCCUCGACUUCAUCAAGAAGAACAGCAUCAUCCCCGAGCCGCAGGCCAAGAUAUGGUUCCGCCAGAUGGCCAGCGGCCUGCAGUACCUCCACAGCAAAAACAUAGCCCACCGGGACCUCAAGUGCGAGAACAUCCUCCUCUCGCGUAGGUUCAACGUGAAGAUCGCCGACUUCGGCUUCGCCCGGUUCUGCGUCGACUCGGAGAACCGCCGUAUCCUCAGUCAGACCUACUGCGGCUCGGCGGCGUACGCCGCCCCCGAGGUGGUCAACGGCACGCCGUACAACCCCAAGCUGUCGGACGUGUGGUCCCUGGGGAUCAUCCUGUUCAUAAUGCUGAACGCGUCGAUGCCUUUCGACGACACCAACCUGAGGAAGCUGCUCAAGGACCAGAUGACCAAGAACUGGGUGUUCCGGUCGAGGGUGCGCGACACGCUUUCGUCGACCGUCAAAUCCUUAGUGCGACAUUUGCUGGAACCCGACUUGACGCUGCGGUUGACGCUGGAUAGAGUGAUGGCCCACGAGUGGCUCAAGAUCAAGAAAGAUAGAGUAUCGCCGCUGAUCGGGCGACUGAUUCACUCGGCGCCGCAGACGCAGGCGCCGGGGCAGACGGCGGAGACCGACGGCGGUCACGACGAAAACGAAACGGUAGCGGGUGAUUUUCAAAAUCCUGAGAGUAAGAAAAGCAAGAUGAUGAUUAACGUGCCAGAUUCCCAGCUCAGAUACUGACUUUUGGUCUUUAUUUCGGAAAUUUUGAUGGGAUGGGAGGGCUGAUUUGAUUACAGAAAUAAAUCAUAUUACGUACGA
Messenger RNA from Zophobas morio, 1341 nucleotides. RefSeq names its product testis-specific serine/threonine-protein kinase 3 (gene Tssk). Bases 214 to 1263 code for a protein of 349 amino acids. Gene Ontology annotation, molecular function: protein serine/threonine kinase activity; ATP binding. Gene Ontology annotation, cellular component: cytoplasm. Gene Ontology annotation, biological process: intracellular signal transduction; protein phosphorylation. The transcript is spliced from 2 exons. NCBI's taxonomy places the organism in Eukaryota, Metazoa, Arthropoda, Insecta, Coleoptera, Tenebrionidae. The record is from RefSeq and is a predicted model, not a curated record.